Chenopodium quinoa (quinoa) is the source of this 507-nucleotide messenger RNA. Its product is annotated as phosphopantothenoylcysteine decarboxylase subunit VHS3-like. The record is from RefSeq and is a predicted model, not a curated record. Lineage: Eukaryota; Viridiplantae; Streptophyta; Magnoliopsida; Caryophyllales; Amaranthaceae. The coding region runs from base 1 to 507 and encodes 168 amino acids. The transcript has 2 exons.
AUGGAUUUAUCCUUUCAAUUUUGUCUCAGGGUUGUCGAAGAAGCUACCAUGGGUGACCGGGACGUGACUGAGGUAAAAGGGCGUCUUGCAAAGUUGUACUCGGAGUUGGACGAAAUCAAUGCACAGGAGAAGAUAAGGUUAGAAGAAAUGGAUAAGAUGACAGCAUUACAUACGGCAAAGCUAGAAGAAGCGAGGGUUUUGUCAGGCCGUUAUGCGGUUGGAAAUGACCAACCUGAUGAGAGGAUUAUCGAGGAGGACAGGGGUGGUGAUGUGGCUAUUUGUGGUGCUGAUGCUGGUAAUGGUGAUAAGGACCAGAAUCAAGAAGGGAAUGCUGAUGAUGAGGCUGAAGAUGAUGAGGACGAGGACUACGACGAUGAAGAUGUUGAGGACUACGACGCUGAAGAUGUUGAGGACUACGACGCUGAAGAUGAUGAGAAUGAGGAAAAUGCAGAAGAUGAAGUUGAUAAGGAUGAGGAGGCGGCAGAAGAUGAAGAUGAAGAUGAUUAA